AUGAUAUCAUGCAUUGGUGCAGUUAAAGUCUUUGACUAUUUCUUCUUUGUGUUCUACAGAUUCUCCAAAGCUAAUGAUCAGAAUAUUCACCCACUGCUGAACUGUCAGUCUUGCAUCAGUAUAGUAGAUUCUGAUCAGUGGGUUCAGACGGAGCCGUCGAUCUGUACAGAUGAAGACAUGUCAAAGUUCAGGGUCAGCACUGAGCCAGGCCGCUACGAGUGUAUCAGGACCAGAAUGCGAUGGGUCUGUGACUGUGACGUCACCCUUCAGUAUCAUGUCGUAGACCCUCGGUUCCUCAAUCUGCAGUGUAACCGAGUUGGUCCAGUGAUUGAUGUGACGGUGAUCUCAGGAGAACUGGAAGAAGUUCAUCUGCCCCACUGUGUCUGUUUAGGAAAUGAUGAUCCCUCUCUCAAAGAUGCUGUGAAAGCCCUCAGCAUAAAAGAUGAAGGAACAUAUGAAGAGCCUGUUCAGUUGACCCGAUUUCAUGCUAAAAUUGUCCACCCAUCAUUCUAUCUAAAAACAUUAAUUAUAAAUUGGAUAAUGUCAUGGAAUGCACACUGUGAUCUUCUUAUGUUCAUGUCUCGUAUAGAUCCCCUCAUUCUACAUGUCUACUUUUUUCCAUUUGAUGAUCAUUUUAAAAAUGCUGUGGAGGAAAAAGAAAAAUCAAGCUAUCCAAUCGAGCAUCCCAGACCUGACAAGCCAUUUAGGAUGAAAACAGCCCACUUCCUUAAUGUUCCUGGUGCCUCUGUCCAUCCCAAAGAAUGGAUCACACUGAGAAGAGACUUCAUCCCAAAUUUCUUCAAGGUCAAGACGCGUCUGGAGAAUGAUCUUGAAAUGACUCUCAUCAGAGAUGAGGAACAAAACACUGUCUGGACUGCAGUAAUUGAGAAAGAUGAACUUGAUCAGAUCAAUCCAAAGAAAGAUGAGCUGAGACUGCCUCAGAGUGAUAAGGAUAAAGGCAUUUUUGAUAAGAAUUAUGCAGAUCUCAUUCAGAGAGUAACAAAUGUUAAGAUCAUUGCCGAUCAACUGCUUCAGCAGAACAUGAUUCACCAGGAACUAUAUUCUCAAAUCACACAUGAAACAUUAACCAGUGCAGACAGUAUGAGAAAGCUCUGUUCAGACAUUCGCCACAGAAACAUUGUCACAGAGAAAGCAAAAUUAAUCACAAUUCUUAAAAUGAGAAGCUUUAUGACUGAUUUUACAUCUGUCUGAUUCCAGAAAAGACUUUUCUGCUGAUUAUACAGGGAAAUAUUUAUACAUAAAAUAUAUGAUUUGGAUCUGGCUCUUGUUCUUAAAACUACAAGCACUCGUCUCUGGGAAACUCAACUAUAUUUGGUCUAUUCUGGAGUUACACAGAGUGGAUAUCUCUUCUCCUGGUCCCCAAUAUACCAGCCUGUUGCAUUGGUACUUCGAUAUAGUGCCUCAGAACUUCUUACGUUUUGUUUCCAGUCUCUAAAGUACUGCGAAAUUUUUAAGCUUUAAUACAAAAAAAAAAAAUACAGUCACCGUGGGUCAAUACAGAAUAACAGUUUUGAUGAUUCUAAUGCCAUAAUAUGUUUCAUGUUCAUGUCUUUUUCAAAAUAAAAACUAAGACAUGAGGUCAAAAGAACUGCCAGGAGAGCCCUGAGACAGGAUUGUAUCAAGAUACAGAUCUGGGGAAGACUUCUGCUGUUCUGAAGGUUCACAGAAGUAUGUAGCCUCCAUAAAUCCUUAAUGAAAGAGGUUUGGAGCCACCAGAUCUCUUACUUGAGCUGAACUUCUAUCCAAACUGAGCCAUCGAUGGAGAAGGGUCUUGGAUUGAGCGGUCACCAAGAAGUUGAUGAUCACUCUGGUUGAGCUCCAUGAUCAUAUAUGUAGACGGCAGAAACUUUCAGAAGGACUAACAUCACUACAACACUCCACCAAUCUGGGCUUUAUUGCAGAGAGUGGCCAGACGCAAGCCAUUGGUCAGUGAAGACACAUGAAAACUUGAAAUAUGUAAAAACGUACUACAACUAAUCUUAUAAACUGUCAGAAACAAGAUUCUCUGGAAAUCUUAGUUUCAUGCAUCAUAUCUGGAGAAAACCAGGCACUGAAUAACAUCUCUGAUGUAUUACAUGCAGCACAAGCAGCAGGGAUGACCGCAGGAUUUUGGAUUUGGGGUUUUCAUGAGUUAAGUUGGGUUCUGAACCAAGUGGAAGUACAGUAUACACAGUAAGUAUUGUGUGUUGAAUUAUAACUUCUACCAGAACCAUUCAAAAUUGUGUCAGUUUAAGUCAUAAAGUGGAUUAAAUGUGUUUUUAACAAAUAAUCAAUCUUAGACUUUAUAUCAGCUCUUUAGAAAUGAAGCUCUGACAAUCAGAUUCUUAGAUCAAAACAAUCUUUCAUUUAUUCUGAAAUGUAAUGCCAUCAAAUGCUGAAAGACUGACAAACCCUGCUUUGUGAAUUUUUAUUUAUGAAAGAACUCUAUAUUUUGAUUGAUUGUUUAUCAUACUAUUUAUUGUGUUCUCUUAUAACUUUAUUCACAAUAAUUAAAUUUAAGAAUUUUUUUCUCUGUUGCUUGUACAAAAAGAAGAUGUUUCUGAUUCUUUAAAUGACAUGUACACUUGUUCGUAUUUGUAAUGUAAGUGUGAGUGUAAUACUGUUUUUCUUUCUUACACAACUGUGAUUGUGACAAACCCAUCACCUGUCGGAGAGAGACACUCAAGUUUCUCAACAUGUACUGCGUUUUGAGGCUUCUUAAAGUGAUUGUUUUAAAAGACAUUAAUGGAUUACCUUGAAAACCCUUGUUAAAAUAUAUAUAUGCCUGUAAAAAAUACUUUAUACAGCA
This is a messenger RNA of Triplophysa dalaica, 2809 nucleotides long. RefSeq names its product NACHT, LRR and PYD domains-containing protein 1 homolog. The record is from RefSeq and is a predicted model, not a curated record. Gene Ontology annotation, biological process: regulation of apoptotic process. NCBI's taxonomy places the organism in Eukaryota, Metazoa, Chordata, Actinopteri, Cypriniformes, Nemacheilidae.